CUCACAGAGUCGCUUGGCUCUCCAGCUCCCAUGGCACUUCGCAGCUCGCAACGCCCCUGAAGCAGACGCUCCGUGCCGUGAGAAUGAGGCAGCUGGUCCGGCGGCUCUCCCGCGUCGGCGACUCCUCGUCGCCACCAGAGAAGCGGGGCGUCGGCAAGGCCCCGCGCGCGGGCGGGGCGGUGCCGGAGGGCCACGUACCGGUGCACGUCGGGGAGGGGAGGGAUGACGAGGCAGAGCGGUUCCUCGUGCGGGCCGAGCUGCUGAGCCGCCCGGCGCUGGCUGACCUCCUGGGCCGCGCCGCCCAGGAGUACGGGUACGACCACCAGGGACCGCUCCGGAUCCCCUGCUCCCCGGACACCUUCCGUCGCGCGAUCGCGACCCUCCACGCGGCGCCGGCGAUGAUGACGGCUAGACAAAAAUGACGGCAAGGCGUCGGUUUCCCUGGACUCGGCCCGAACCCAGCCCAGGCACGGCUCGGUUCAGUUCUUGGACAGGCCCUUCUGUUCAUACCACCUGGAAGUACAGUAGCUUGCAUAGGGAGUUUCGAGCUGGGCUUUUCCUUUCUUCCUUUUCUCUCCUGUCAUAGUGUGGCUGAAAAUCAAAUUUCACUACAAUGGGAAGUGUAAUAGCACCAUCGGGGAAGUUAUGCGAUUUCUGAUGCACUGUUAAGCAGUAGGGCAGCGGCUCGA
Messenger RNA from Phragmites australis (common reed), 689 nucleotides. Its product is annotated as auxin-responsive protein SAUR71-like. Lineage: Eukaryota; Viridiplantae; Streptophyta; Magnoliopsida; Poales; Poaceae. The transcript has a single exon. Gene Ontology annotation, biological process: response to auxin. The record is from RefSeq and is a predicted model, not a curated record. Bases 84 to 422 code for a protein of 112 amino acids.